Molecule: messenger RNA, 2420 nt
Organism: Callorhinus ursinus (northern fur seal)
Lineage: Eukaryota; Metazoa; Chordata; Mammalia; Carnivora; Otariidae
Source: RefSeq, a predicted model, not a curated record
UCUACCAUUUGCUCCUGUUUACACCCAUGUGGCUGUUUUCUUGAGAGUCACCAGUCUCUGACUUUAACUGCAUCUCCACCUGCAUGUUGACUGUUGAGGACAAUGAGGAAGUCACCAGAGAUGUGGCAUGUGUCAUGUUUCCUGUCCUUUCAUCACCCUGCCUCUGCACUGUCUCAGCCCUAGGCUGGUUCUUAAAUAGUUAGCCCAUCAUUUCUGAGGAAGAAUUCACUCCUCCAACUCUAUUGGAGAGACAGGGCCUCUGAAGUAGGUGGGAAGAUGGGUGGCAUAUGCGGAAGCUCGUAGUGGGAGAACUUGCCCAGGGUAUUACGGGGAGAAGUUAUGUGUAGGUGAAGCUGAAGCGGGCUGGAAGGUCUUUCGACUAAGAACAGUCCUUGUGGCUGGAGAACACCAGCCAGCAGCCUGGUUCUGGCAGUGCUGUUUCUGAGUCCUGAUCCAUUUAGCAUCCAUCAUAUGCUUAUAGGAUUUGAGGAUUUGAAAGGAGCUAUCCGGAAUGGAAAGAUUUCCCUGAUCAAACAGCGGGUCUUCCCCUAUAUCUCAGCCAUGGUGAACAAUGGCUCCCUCAGCUAUGAUCAUGAGCGGGAUGGGCGGCCUACAGAGCUGGGGGGCUGUACAGCCAUUGUCCGCAAUCUGCACUAUGACACCUUCCUUGUGAUUCGCUAUGUCAAGAGGCAUUUGACGAUAAUGAUGGACAUUGACGGCAAGCAUGAGUGGAGGGACUGCAUCGAGGUGCCCGGGGUCCGUCUGCCCCGGGGCUACUACUUUGGCACCUCCUCCAUCACUGGGGAUCUCUCGGAUAAUCAUGACGUCAUCUCCCUGAAGUUGUUUGAGCUGACGGUGGAGAGAACCCCAGAAGAGGAGAAGCUGCAUCGAGAUGUGUUCCUGCCCUCGGUGGACAACAUGAAGCUGCCUGAGGUGACUGCCCCGUUGCCACCCCUGAGUGGCCUGGCCCUCUUCCUCAUCGUCUUCUUCUCGCUGGUGUCUUCCGUAUUUGCCAUUGUCAUUGGUAUCAUACUGUACAACAAGUGGCAGGACCAGAGCCGGAAGCGUUUCUACUGAGCCCUCCCGCUACUUCCGCCCCUGUGGCUGUCACCGUGAGCCAGCGCUGGCCCGAGCGUCCAGCCAGCCGGGCCUUCUCCAGUCUCCAGCAGCGGGUCAGAGACUCUGUUCUCUCACUGGAGCUUUGAAUGCUGGGAUACUGCAUUGCCGUGGUGAUCCAUGGGGACAUCUCGCUGGUUCCGGAAGCCCACCUACCCUAGGGCAGUGCUGCUGUGACGUGCCUUUCCCUGCAGUCCUUCUACUUGGGAGCUAAGAGGGAUGGAGAGAAUAUAUAUGGUUCUGAUGCCAAGAUCACAGAAAAGAAUUUCAUAGCUCAGGCUGCCUUGUUGUUGGACUCUGAAGACCCUUGUGCUUCAUUUUUAAAUCCACAGAGAACACAACAUGGAUAACUCCUCAUACCUUCCAGGCAUCCAUUUGUCGGGUUUUGCUUUUUGUCCAAGCCUCUGUCCACCUGAGGAAUUUCCCCUGGAAAUCUGGAUGGAAACUUCUUCCCUGUGUUGCCUUCUCCCUCCACUCAUUGCUCUCUCCACAUGCAGCCUGAGCUGGAAGAGACAUCUGGAUGCCUCUCUUUUUGAGCCUGGGGCUGCAGAACAAACAGAUGUUUCACUGACCCUUAGUCAGGUGGCCACAGGGAGAGGGCUUUUCGCUUUGGCUCACUGCUCCAGCCGUUGUUCUUUAGCGUGAAUCUUGGUUCUGUUGGUUUGUGACCUUCCCAGUUGGUUCCUUUAGGCCCUCAGUCAGGUUUGGCCGAAAGUUGGUGUGCAAGUCAAGAGAAGCUUGUAUAACUUCAUGGUUGCCAGGGGAGUAACUGGGAAACUGACCAGCUCCAUGUUUCGACACCAGAAGCAACAGUUGCCAUGUGAUCUGACCAUGUGUGAAGAUGUUUCUGGACUCUGGAGCCUGCUGAACUGCAUGUUUGGUGUUUAUCAUGACUUUUGGAAUCCCACUCUAGUGUUCAAAAUGUGAGGAGGCUUCCUUUUUAUAACCUCGGCUUGGAUACUCCCCAAAGAGGAAACUUGGCUUCUUUUUCUUAAUGGAUAAGAGACAGUUGCUGUUCUCCUGUUGCAAAUCUGGGAGCAAUGGAUCCUCGUCCUCUGUGCCUGGAAGAGAUCAUUGUCAUCGAGCAACAGAGCCCGAGCGUUCUCCUCUGUGGGUCAAUCCUUAUUCCACUGCCUUAUCUGACAAGGGGUCAUGUGCUGCUCACCUGUCUGCCCUGUGAUUAAAUGGGCCAAUAGGCCAGUCUCCCUGGAGGGCCUGGAGCUCUGAGCUCUCCUAGUCAUGUACUUCUGUAGCCUAAGGGAAAUUCUUAAAAUGGCUGAUGGAAACCAAACAUGAGCUUUCAA